Thermothelomyces thermophilus ATCC 42464 is the source of this 1020-nucleotide messenger RNA. RefSeq lists its product as uncharacterized. The transcript has 3 exons. The record is from RefSeq and is a predicted model, not a curated record. The coding region runs from base 403 to 624 and encodes 73 amino acids. NCBI's taxonomy places the organism in Eukaryota, Fungi, Ascomycota, Sordariomycetes, Sordariales, Chaetomiaceae.
CCAUUCCGGGAUUGGAAGCGGGCGCUUUGUUGUCUCGGGAGGGGGCCGGUGAGCAUGGACUACUCGUACGCUGGGAUGCUCUUAUCUGCUGCGAGUUCCCUCGGCUUCUUGUGGACACUUGAGCGAGCAGCUCGGAAGGAUUGACAUAAACGAAGUGCAGCAGUAGCUGUGCAUUUGGAAGCUGCCCGCACGCAGGUGCCUCUCCACGCCCAUGACAGCUUGAGACGUCCUUUGAUCCGAGCUCUGCUUUCAGUCUUGAGCAUUGCCCUCACCGCCACAGCAGCACCAAGCUCCCAUCGACAUAUCAACCUUGCCUCCCGUCUAUCACCCAUCCCCUCCCCAAGUUCCAACCUCAACUUCUACCCCAAAGCUACCGCAACACAUCUUUGGUGUCUCCCGACCAUGAGUCCGUCUCGGGCAAACUCGGCGUCUUCGCCGUCGCCCUCUACUUUCCGCAUCUUCACCCGGCACCCCCGCCUCACCCUCGCCGGGCUGGCCAUCCUCGGCACCGGCUUGGGCUUCCGCCGCAUCUCGAGCUCGAUCCGCGAGAACGAGCUGGCGCAGAAGAACUCGGAAGCACAGAACUUCUACGUUAGCGUCGAGCGCAGUGGCGGCGGGGUCUAGACGUCUGCACGACUGGUGUCUCUUGCUGUACAGAAUCUCUUCUUGGAUGAUGACAUUAGGGAGGAAUGGCGAAUUAAUGGGUACUCGCUGUGCAUGGCUAUCGGGAUGCAAUGACUGGGGAUGAUAGCACACCCUGGUAAGGAGACAUGUGUAUGUUUGCUCGAAACUACCUUACGUUUGGGAUUAAUGGUCGCAACGAGAGGAUGGAAGGGUGGUUAUCGUGAAAUCCCUCCUCCGUGUUGGACAUGCUGUUGUACCGUACCUUGGACCAUCCGGAAGCCGACUCGUUCGGAGACUCUGCUAUCUUUCGGAGGAGCUCUGACUCGAAGCAUCAAGCAUUCGUCAAGUGGCUAGGUACCAUGAAGAUCACUUUGCGUCAUCGUUUGCAGGGGCCGC